CAAUUCUCAUAUCACAAAAUCCUCCUCUCACAAUACACUUCAGACAGAAAUUAAAGCUAGCUACACUCAAAUGGCGGAAAUGGCAGUGUCUCUGCUAUCACUAAUAAGAGAUGAAGCAAAUCUGCUUUGGAGCAUCUCCAAAGAAUUUGCGGACAUACAAAAAGAGUUAGAUUACAUUCAAAGCUCUCUUGAGAAGGCAGAUAGAAUGGCUUCAGAAGAAGGAGACAACACAACCAAGGGAGUCAAAGCAUGGGUGAAGGAGUUGAGAGAAGCAUCUUUCCGCAUAGAAGAUGUCAUUGACGAAUACAUGAUCUUUGUUGAACAACAGCCUCAUGAUGAUGCUUUUGGUUGUGUAAAUUUCCUCUUCGAGUGCAAUAUCACUCACUUCAUUGAAUCUUUGAAGCGGCGUCAUCAAAUAGCAUCAGAGAUUCAGCAGAUUAAGUCAUUUGUUCAAGGAAUCAAGCAAAAAGGUAUUGAUUAUGACUACCUAAUCAAACCUUCUCUUGAGAAAGGAUCAAGCAGCUACAGAGGGAGCCAAAGUGUCCAAUGGCAUGACCCUCGAAAGCAUUCACGUUACCUUGAAGAAGCUGAAGUUGUUGGCCUUGAAGGCCAAAGAGAUAAAUUGAUUGGUUGGUUAGUGGAGGGACCAUCAGAGCGCACUGUCAUCUCUGUUGUAGGAAUGGGCGGGUUAGGAAAAACUACUCUUGCCGGCAGAGUUUUCAACAAUCAGAAGGUGACUGCUCACUUUGAAUGUUGUGCAUGGAUCACGGUGUCUAAAACCUACACUGAGGAAGGAGUGUUGGGAAAAUUGUUGAAGAAAUUGUACGAAGAAGACAAACAAGAGAAAGCUCCUCAAGGAAUUGAUGAAAUGGAUCGAGAUUCAUUGAUUCAUAAAGUGAGAAAGUAUUUGCAACCAAAGAGGUACUUUGUUAUUUUUGAUGAUGUGUGGAGUAUAGAACUGUGGGGUCAGAUUCAAAAUGCCAUGCUUGAUAAUAAAAAAGGAAGUAGAGUGUUUAUCACAACUAGGAUGGAUGGUGUUGUAGACUCUUGUAUGAUAUCUCCUUUUGAUAUGGUGCAUAAGCUGAAACCUUUAACUAAAGAAGAAUCUAUGGAACUCUUUUGCAAGAAGGCAUUUCCAUGUCACAAUAAUGGAAAUUGUCCAGAAGAUUUCAAGAAAAUUUCUUCUGACUUUGUUGAAAAAUGUAAGGGUUUACCAUUGGCAAUUGUGGCUAUUGGUAGUCUUUUAUCAGGCAAAACACAGACCCCAUUUGAAUGGGAAAAAAUUAGGCGAAGCCUGAGUUCAGAGAUGGACAAAAAUCCCCAUUUAAUUGGCAUAACAAAGAUUUUAGGCUUCAGUUAUGAUGAUCUGUCAUAUCAUCUAAAACCAUGCUUACUGUAUUUUGGAGCAUAUCCCGAAGACUAUGAAGUUAAUUCAAAAAGAUUAAUUUGGCAGUGGGUAGCUGAAGGAUUUGUAAGAGAGGAAGAAGGAAAAACUUUAGAGGACACUGCACAACAAUAUUUUUCAGAGUUGAUUGGCAGAGGUUUAGUGCAAGUCUCUUCAUUUACCAUAGAUGGCAAAGCUAAGAGUUGUCGUGUUCAUGACUUACUACACGAUAUGCUUCUUAAAAAAUCCAAGGAUUUAAGUUUCUGCCAGCAUAUCAUUAAAGAAGAUGAGUCGAUGUCAAGUGGGAUGAUUCGGCGCUUGUCAAUAGAAACUAUUUCCAAUGAUUUACUGGGGAGAAAUGAAAGCUUACACACCCGGUCACUGCUUGUUUUUGCAGAAGAAUUAUGUACCACCAACUUUUUGGAAAUAAUCCCUACAAAAUAUAGGCUAUUGAAGGUACUUGAUUUUAAAGAUAUUCUACUGUAUUCUGUUUCUGUUCCUGAAAAUUUGGGAAAUCUAGCACACUUGAAGUAUUUAAACCUGAGAAGUUCAAAGAUGCCAACUCAACUUCCAGAAUUCAUCUGUAAGCUCCACAACCUGGAGACCUUGGACAUAAGGGAUACAGAUGUCGAGGAAAUUCCAAAGGAGAUUUGCAAGCUAAGAAAGCUACGACAUCUUUUGGGUGAUUAUAUAACAUUGUUUCAAUUGAAUGGUCUCGGAGGCAUGGCAUCCCUACAAACGUUGCGUCAUGUCAAGCUAACUAUGACUAAUGAUGAUGGCGACAACGACAACGACAAUGACAACGACAACAAUGACCAGGAGGUGGAGGGUGAUUAUAUAACAUUGUUUCAAUUGAAUGGUCUCGGAGGCAUGGCAUCCCUACAAACGUUGCGUCGUGUCAAGCUAACUAUGACUAAUGAUGAUGGCGACAACGACAACAAUGACAAGGAGGUGGAGGGGAUAAUGCUUAUUAAGGAGGAUGUUGAAGUAGAAUUAAUCAGAGAACUGGGAAAGCUGAAGCAGUUAAGGAACUUAAGCUUGACUAGUGUCAAGGAAGAACAGGGAAGCGCUCUAUGUUCCUCACUGAAUGAGAUGGCAAACUUGGAGAAACUACGCAUUGAAACAACUGCAGGUGGAGUCAUUGAUUUACCUAUUAUUUCACCUCUGCCGAUGCUUCAGAAGCUUCGCCUGGAUGGGAAGUUAAAAAAGUUUCCAGAGUGGGUUCCACAACUCCAAAGUCUUGUAAAAUUAUCUUUGAGAUCCUCCCAGUUAACCAUUGAUCCAUUGAAAUCACUACAAAAUAUGCCACAUUUGUUAUUCCUCGAAAUGUUGGAUGCUUAUGAAGGUGAAAGUUUGUAUUUUGAAAAUGGAGGAUUUCAUCAAUUAAAGGAACUAUCUCUCGGAUUCUUCCCUAACUUGAAAUCCAUCAUUAUAGAUAAAGGAGCACUGUAUUCUUUGGAAAAGCUCAAAAUUUGGAAAAUAAUGGAAAUCAAGACAGUACCUCCUGGCAUUCAACACUUGGAAAAACUUCAAGUUCUCGUUAUAGACCAUAUGUCCGAUGAAUUGAUCAAUGAGUGCAUUACUCCCAAUGAAGGACCACAGCACCCAAUCAUCCAGCAUGUACCCCUUGUAAAAGUUACUGUCGGAGACUACGAACAAGGAAUAAAAACUCACAUUAUUCAUCACUCAAGACAUUAGAAUUCAUAAAAGGGACUGGCUCUUUAAUCCAUGGG
This is a messenger RNA of Glycine soja, 3117 nucleotides long. Its product is annotated as disease resistance protein RPM1-like. Gene Ontology annotation, biological process: defense response to other organism. The record is from RefSeq and is a predicted model, not a curated record. The coding region runs from base 71 to 3082 and encodes 1003 amino acids. The transcript has 2 exons. Lineage: Eukaryota; Viridiplantae; Streptophyta; Magnoliopsida; Fabales; Fabaceae. Gene Ontology annotation, molecular function: ADP binding.